AUGGCGACCGCCGGCGAAACUCGCCCUUGCUCGUCACAGGGUGCCAAGGAGCUGUCCGGUGAGGCCAGCCGUCAGGAUCCGGGAACGACUCGCGGGUCGCGCAAGAGCCGGACCGGAUGCUCUGUAUGCAAACAGAAAAGACGCAAGUGUGACGAGACAAGGCCAGGUUGCUUGAGAUGCCGGUACCAUAAUAUUGAGUGCCCGGGUUAUGACCAAGGUAUCAAGUGGCGCCCAGUCAAUGUUCCGGCUGUCGUUCGCAAGCAGCCGAAUGUCCUUGUAAUGAGUAAGUAUCCGUCGGCUGACCGAGGCAACGUAGAUAGUUCAUCGUCUAUCAGUCGCCGAACGACAACGCAAGCAAGGACGACGGCUGGAGGUGAACAACCCAAAGACCAAAGCCAACAAGACAUUGGCUCGUCAAAUUUCAGACUACAGCAGCCUCACCAACAGCCUGGCCCAUGGUCACUGCACUCCUCAACUAUAUCGCCAUGGCUUGACGUCAACGUCCCCCAGGCCCUCGCGGCGAUGGAAAGCGGCUCCUCAGACUCUAAUGUCAUGACAUCACAUUUCGUGCUUGACAACCUCAAUGUCGACAGUUUCCCUGUAUCGCAAGGCGCACCUUUCGACCUAGAUGUAUUCAUUAAUCCCCCAUUCGAACAACAUCCGUGGGAGGUUGAUUUGCAGCACCUCAGCUAUCUGGCGUACAAGGAUGAUUCGAACAGCGGGAAACUCGUUUCCGACUCCCGGGAUACGCCCAGCGGGGAUGGGCACUCCAUUGCCGGAAGUCUUCCUGACUCUCAACUCGGCCCAGCAAGAGCGCAAGCCGAUGGGCACGAUUAUCUGCCUCGUCCAUUUCUUGAAUCGUGUUCCCCUAGUCAUGCAGUAGCUCAGCCAGCAACACCGCCGCCGCAGCAUGCCCUACCGAAUGACAAGACAAGCGAUAUUAUACGUUUAUUUGAGCAGCAUACCAGCAGAAGCCUUUCAAUCAGCGACGACCCUGCAAAAAAUUCUUGGCUAACUGAUAUUUGGCCACUCUCUUCCAUCUACGCACCUCUGUAUCAUGCACUGGCGGCGAUGACUUGCUUACACGGGCCCUCGAGCUCGGAGCUAUCGUCACUGGGUACAAGGCACUUGGAAUGCGCCUCCAAUAGUCUUCAUGCGCCCAUUAUUGAUGGUGAGAGAUCCGAGGCACUGAGAGCUGAUAUUGCGAAAAUCAUCUCUUUGGCAUAUUUGAGCUUAUGGGAUCCUCAAAGUUCCGGCACAGGGCUUUCUUAUUUGGCUGAGGCCAGGACGCUUGUCAAACAGGCUGCUGCGCAACAUUCAGACACGCAAGUCCUCGCAGAAAAGUUGAAACCUCUUCGUAUGCUUAUACACGCUGUUUUGUAUCUGGAUGUCAUGAGUCGCUUUGGCGUUUCGAAUGUCCUCCAUCCCAGUCACGAGGGUUUUACGGAACUCUUGAACCUCGCUUCUUUGACCCAGUCCGAGCCCGAGCAACACAUCGAAUCUCUUGUUGGGUUUGCACCUACACUUUUCUCUUUACUAAGCCGACUGGCCGAUCUUGUUGCUCAGGUUCGAAGAGGAGGCGGAAAGCGUAGUUCGCUCGAUCAAAUUUCCAAGGCCACUGACCUUAGGGCAGCCUUUGAACGUUGGACCCCGGAUGUCGACGUGGACAGGUGGUCAGAUGGCAGGGCACUCCUGACAAACACCAUACAAACAACCGAAGCAUACCGUUGGGCUGCUCUACUACUGGUUCGCCAAGCGGUGCCGGAAAUCCCUUGGGCACAAUCACAGGCUGACCUGGCACAUAUGAGCCUUUCAUAUCUGGCCACGAUCCAGAGUGAAUCAUCCACAACAGUCGCACACACAUUUCCCCUACUAGUAGCCGGCGUUGAAGCAGUUGAUCAGGAUAAUAAGAAUUGGAUUCGUGCAAAGUGGAGAUAUAUGUCGGAGACAGUCAACAUGAGUCAUUCGGCACGCUUUCUAGACAUAACAGAGGAGGUCUGGCAGCGGCGAGAGGAAUUUGAGCAACGCAAAGGCUAUGACUCCAGGGGACAAGGUGGACCAGGUUCAACCCAGGACGACGCAGUUAAUCAACGACUAGCCAACUUAAACACGACCGACUCUAAUGGCAGGAGAAAUCAAUACCUCAACCCCAGCCAGCAUAUUCACUCAACAUCGACCAAUUUUCCGGAUUCUUUGGCCUUCAAAAAGGGCAUAGAUCCCCUGACGAGAUCUGGCCUCACAGAGUACACAGUUAGAGGCUCUCUGCACUUUUUGACUGUUAUGAAUGACUGGAAAUGGGAACAGUUUAUUACCCGCAAUGAGGGACUAACUUUAGCAAAACAGUAA
Molecule: messenger RNA, 2346 nt
Organism: Clonostachys byssicola
Lineage: Eukaryota; Fungi; Ascomycota; Sordariomycetes; Hypocreales; Bionectriaceae
Source: the annotation of a GenBank genome assembly